AUGGAUUCGCCAACACCAAACCUCGGCCUUCCAAAGCGAGAGGAAAUAACCUGUCCACAGUGUAAUAACAUAUACACCAAUCCCAAACAAUUGCCCUGCUUGCAUGUUCUCUGCCUUGAAUGCCUCAACAACUUGGCAACGACGAGCGCACAAGACAAGAUCAAAUGCCCGAUCUGCCAGAUCGAAGUACAUGUUUCAGACUCAGGCUCGAUGGAAAAUCUGCCAAAUUGCCUCCAUGUAAAUAAUUUGCUCGAUAUUUUGGCCAUCAAAGAGCACCACGCUUCGAGUGUGACUUGUGUAAACUGUGAUCAGACAUUCGAAGAAGCAUCUUAUUGUUUUCAUUGUGACAGGUUCUGGUGUCAAGCUUGUUUGAAUGCACACAACGUUUUGAAGGAGAACAAACUGCAUCGUGUUUUGGCUCUCAAAGAGAUUGGAGACUUUGAAGAUGUCCUCAAAGGUUCAGUCACCCCUGUGGCCGGCCCAUCGUCUGAGCAAAAAGAUCACAGUAGUGAAGACAUGACUGCCAUAAUAAAUGACAUUUCCCGUAGGCUUGAUGCUGCAAGAGAACCAUCAAGAAAAAUCACCAGUUGCAUUCACGUUCUGGAGGAGAACACCCGUCUAGUGGAUUACCGUUCCAGGACCAACAAGGAACGCAUACAACGAACAGUCAAUUCUCUUAUCUUGACACUUCAACAGAAAGAGCAAGAAUUGGUGGCUGAAGUGGAAAACCAGACCAUUAAAGCGAAAGAACCACUCGAAAAAUCCAAAGGCGAAUUACAAGAGAAAUUAAAACAGCGGGAGCAAUUUAUUUCGCAGAUUGAAGCUCUUAUCCAACGCAGCAAGACUGCUGGAUUACUACCGAGUACCAAACUAAUAAUAGAUGAGCUAUUUGAAGGACUCCAAGAGCUAGAAGACCCGGACAUGUUAUCCACCACUGAAUGGAAAACUGUUACUACGUUUGCUAAAAACAACGAAAUCUUUCAAUCCCUUCAAAGUCUCGGAAUCGGCCACCUUACUACCACAAAAACUGCAACAGAGGCAAACCAGUGCUCGGUAAAAUGGUUUCAGACUGCUACAGUCGGGCUGGAGGCAGAAAUUGAAGUGAUCACCAGGAAUUCCGAGGGAAAACAGUGCUACUGCCCGGGGGAUUAUAUGACUCUGCAGCUUAUCUCAGCAGAGGAUCGCAACACUGUUGUUGAAACGAAAAUCACCGACUAUAAUAAUGGCAGUUACAAGAUUUCUUUCAUCCCAAGGGAGGGUGGACAUCAUUUACCAACCAUUCAAGUAAAUGGAGAAACCGUUGGUGGUUUUCCACCCCUUCUUAUCAACCAACGGUCGUACUUGUCUGUCAGAGCCAUUAUGGACGGAGUUAUAGAGACCCAGACUCUUCAGCACAAUGUUUUUCACCGCGUGGCCCAGGCUUCGAGACCAGCUCGCUCGAGAGAGAUGGAGGAGAAGACUUUAAAGCGUCCUUGGGGAGUGACUGUUAAUGACAAAAAUGAAAUAUUUGUAACUGACUUACGCAACAAUCGAAUCGUAGUUUUCAAUGAAGUAGGAACGUUCAUCAGGUCCUUUGGACACAAACUGGUAAAACAUCCAUCUGGAAUAUGUAUAAAUAGUAAAGGUAUGAUUUUCGUAGUAAACAGAGGUAACGACAAAAUUUUACUUUUUAAUUCCAAGGGUGAAUAUGUUACAACAGUUCACAAUGGUGACUUGCUGAAGCAGCCACGGGGAAUAUCGCUAGAUCCGCAGGGGAAUAUUUUUGUCUGCGACACGGGAAAUAAAUGUGUUCGCUUUCUUUCUCCCAAUGGAAGCAUUUUAAAGACAAUCGGAAAGGGUGGGUUACAGUUCCCAUUUGACUGUUUGUCGUACAAUGGGAAAGUUUAUGUCUCGGAUCGUGAUUCCCUGCUUAUUAAGGUAUUCAGUGCAAACAAUGGGAGCAUUUUGCAUGAGUUUGGUGUUCAAUCAUUAGGGGAACCAUUAGGACUAGCAGUGGAUAAAACAGGCCACCUUUUGGUGUCUGGAAUUCUGUCAAAUUACCACAGGGUUUUUGUUUUUACUAUGGAUGGCAGGCUUGUCACUAAAUUUGGGGGAUCAUUUGGUGGGGAGUUGGGACAAUUGAACACACCUACUUCUGUUUCGGUUUUAACAAAUGGUCGUAUUGUUGUUUGCGACUGUCUAAAUUUCCGUCUUCAAGUUUUUGCUUAG
Porites lobata is the source of this 2208-nucleotide messenger RNA. Lineage: Eukaryota; Metazoa; Cnidaria; Anthozoa; Scleractinia; Poritidae. The record is from the annotation of a GenBank genome assembly.